This is a messenger RNA of Fusarium subglutinans, 3399 nucleotides long. RefSeq lists its product as uncharacterized. The record is from RefSeq and is a predicted model, not a curated record. Gene Ontology annotation, biological process: regulation of DNA-templated transcription. Gene Ontology annotation, molecular function: zinc ion binding; DNA-binding transcription factor activity, RNA polymerase II-specific. NCBI's taxonomy places the organism in Eukaryota, Fungi, Ascomycota, Sordariomycetes, Hypocreales, Nectriaceae. The transcript is spliced from 4 exons. The coding region runs from base 1 to 3399 and encodes 1132 amino acids.
AUGAAACUUCAGACGCUGCUCCCGGCGCUGUUGAUCGCUGGAGUGUCUGGGCAACUCUUGACUAGUUCGACCCGCGAUGCUUCGAGCAUACUGAAGAACCGUGGAGGAUGGGUUAACCCAGAGGACUUGGCACCGAUGCCACAGUGCAUCGCGCAACAAGAUCAGUCCGCUUGGCUGAAUGCCAUGACAAAGUGCACCCGCCAUCGCUGCACUUCAUAUUUCGUCUUCUGCACGCACUAUCAAUGGCUCACUGAACUGAGCUGUCUGAACGCCGAGUUCUCACCUGACGUUGUCAAGGGCUACAGUAAAUACUGCAGCAGAUCGGUCCUCGCCAAGGCACAACUUCAUCACUGGAUUCAGACGACAACCGGUAGAAACUGGCUCGUCGACGUUGGAGACACAAAUGGCUUACAGAGCCUAUCACCCAAAAGCCUGGCUAACGGAUACGCAUCCAUAGACAUCGCCAACAAGGCACCAGCAUGCUUGAGAGAGUCCCCUUCCGCCGGAACUAAAGAGACGUUCGACCAUGUCAUCAGCUCUUGCAGCUUCACAGCAACGACACAGCAUACAGGCAAUCCUGCUCGUCCAUGGGGAUACAACAGCCGCCGAAAGUCCAUGACAGCUCUCAGCUUUGAUACCGCAAGCUACGACUUGAUUAGCAGUCACAUUGUGGCCGGAGGGUAUUUCGACAAAGCCUGUUUCUGCAACACUUUUACCAUGCCCCAGCAUGAAGAGCCAUGCGCAACAUCGAGCCCGAAAGAUCUAGAGACUCAGCGGCGGUGGAUGAACGAGACUUGUGAAUAUACGUGGCAAGAGCCGGCGCGCCUUCAACCCCGUGACAUGAUUCCCUGGCGAUGGAGGAUCUACCCCAAGUCCACAGAAGACAAUGCGCAAUGCCCUUCCAAUGAAUGGAAGCUGAUGAGUAUCGGCGUGAUCAACUUGGUGACAUUUUUUGCUAUACUGCAAGCUAAUAGUGCACGACGAAGUACAAGCACCAUUUCCCGUCCGCUGUUCUACGAUCCUGCCAGAUGGAUCCUGGCAGGAGUUCUUCUCGGAUGCAUCCACCUGUUCGCCAAUUUAGCCAACGCAACUAUUGUCCAGACCACCCCUGGCUACGAAGAUAUUCCCACCGUACAGCUCAUGUUGCUUUGGUGCUCGCUCCCUCGCCUUAACUGGCUUCCCAUCUCGUCCCACGGUACCAAAAACUCGAAAUUUCAGGACAUGACCUCCUCUAUGUCUGCAAUGUUUGCGGAAGCGAUUCUCCAAGCAUUUUCAUUCUACCACAUGUGCUGGACGGUAAACCAUGGUCGGAUUCAUGACUUUUACUUUGGGGCUUUGUCAACUGCGACGAGAUUACCAUUUGCUGCACUUAUGUUUGGCGGUGCACUUGCCUGGCUGUUCGUCGUGGCCUUGACGGCAGUACAAGUUAUCCGAACGAUACGAAGUCGAGACAAGCUUAAGGAGAAAGAAGAAGGUGAAUCGGGCGCGGAUGUAAAGGAGUCGACGGGGCCGAAGGAGGAGGAAUGUCUACUACCAAAGUCGCCCACGGGAUCUGAAGGUCACAGCUACGGUACCCUUCCAGCGGAAGUUGAAGCUCUUGUCCCGUCCAUGAUAGGUCAUUCACGACUUCACAUGACCAUGGCAAUGGGAGUGCCCCUCCUUUGGCUUGCACAGUGGCUAUUCUGGAUAGGAUUCAUUGGGCUGAGCUCCCAUGAUUUCUGUCUUCCAUCCCUAGAGACUCUGACAGGUGUUUGGUUGAUCUCCUCUGUGGGAAGCGUCGUCAUUAGAUGCUAUCUACAAGGUGAUUCAGAGGUUAAAUUCAACAUACGCGGUAACACCGGCGGUACACCCCUUUCAAUCUCAUGCACAUACAAAAACACAGAAGACGAUUUCGAAGCCCGAGUAAAUCUCCUCCCACGAAAAGAUGAAAACGUAUCGCCACUAGCAACAGUGAAAUACUCUCGCCACACCGCUGAGCUCGAAUUCACCAACACGUCUCCUCCUUCAAAUAUCAACAUGUACUACCGUCUUUUGGGCGAUAGAAACGCAACACAUUCUUUCAACGUCAGCGCCCCUCAGCGAACAAGCUUUGAGUGGAGGAAUCUUGGUGAUGGCGAGGGAUGGAAAUUGUACAUGGGCUCAAGGCCUGAAGUGUUGGCGAUAGGCGCGCUGAAUAUGGGUUCUGAUAAACCUACGCGAUUUGAGUUUACGGAUUUGGAGAUGGCGAAGGAAUUGGAUGAGCAGUGCAAAUUGGUGAUUGUUGCGUCGUGGUUGAGGAUCUGGGACAAGUGCACGGGCGAGUUCCCCACGUGUAUUGCGUGUCAGCGCCGUGGGGGCGAGUGUCACUACGCUGAUAUUGCCAAUGACCGUGAAAUGCACUCAAAUCAGCUCAAAAAGAGAGUCAAAGAGUUGGAGGUUGAGAAUAGAAGCUUUAGAAGGCUGUUUGAGGGUUUGAAGAAGCCUGGCGAUGGGACGGAUCAGGAGAUGUUGCGGAGGAUACAGGCUGGUGAUGAUGUUGGAACCGUCGUUGAGCACGCUCGAGUCCUUGGCGACCAAGCGAAGCGGAAGAGAUCCCCGGCGCCGAAUCUAAUGGCUAGGCAACGGCCAUCAGAGUGGACGACUAUCCGUGGUAUUUCGCCCAUUCACGCCUCACCGUCUCCCCUUCCAUCACCCCCAAUCGAUACACCAAGCUCGCCUAGAGAUGCUAUCUUGGGCCUCCUAACCCUCUCCCAGGAAGAGAAACCAGACCUUGUCCUGCUCAACGAAUCUCGGCCCAAAGAACACUGCGAUCUUCGCUUGAACGACCUUUCCGUCUCGUACUGGACACGUGUCCCGAUAAGCAACCGAUCUGCGUCGACGCUCAUCUCCACGUUUCUCGAGAGAGAUAACUCUGCCGUUGGUUUCAUCGACAAAGAUUUGUUCCUCACAGAUCUAGUACAGCAUAACCCAACAUUCUGCUCUGCCUUUCUCGUCAAUUCAAUACUCUAUCUCGCUUGCGUAAGCAACUCCCUUGUCUCCUUAUCUCCUUGUCUCCCCUCACUAACGCCCAAGCAGUUUGCCCACGCCGCAUCCGAUGGUAGAGCAGCUACGCUUGCACACAGCUUUUUCAACGACGCAGAGCGACUAUAUCGCGCGGAAAGAGUAUCUGAUAGUCUGACGACCCUCGCAGCCAUCAACAUAUUCAGCUUGGGGUGCUUCUCCCAUGGAAACGACAACUUGGGCCAGGAUCUCCUUUUAUCGGGACUUCAGAUGGGGAAGAGGAUGAAUCUCUAUGGUCUUGAUCCUACAAGCUCAGAGGUGAGGGGUUUCCAGGAUUCAGCAUCUGGCUUUUCAGAGUCACAAGCUUCUUGGGGGACUUUUAAUUGGUUGACGGAUGUGAACUCGAACUUUACUCGGUGA